CUUUGUAAUUCAGGUAGGUUUUAUUUAUGGAGCAUAACAACGGAACAUUUGAGAAACCAGUUGAUGUAAAGAAAGAUUAAUAAAACAUAAAUAAGAAUGUGGUGACGUUGAUGUCAAUAAAGCUUCUAAAGACGCUGAAUGUUCUACAGCACAAUAAUGUAACACACUUGGGGCUGUCUUAGAAAAUGAAUUGGAGAUGUAUUGGUAUUGUUUUAACGAUUAUUCUAUCUUUAACGACACUUUUCGUUACCUUAAUUGGUUUCAAAUAUGUAUAUAAGGACCAAAAGAAUGAUUUUCAACUAACAGAAGAUAUGUUAAGAAUAUUUUUUCAGUUAGAAAGUUUAUCAACGGAAAUGAGAACUUAUUGCUCACAAACAGAUGGACCACAAAAAACAGAAAAGUGCAACAAUGAUUAUCUUUACUAUAUUCUUCAAUAUGAAAAUAGAAGACUUAAAACCGAACUUCAGCAAGUAACAUUCGAACAAGAUACCAUUACAUGUACAAAGGCCAAUAAUAAAAGGAACAAGAAAGAAGACAACAACGAACUCCUGCGAUUUCUUUGUCUCACUGCUGCUAGUUCAAACACCCACAUGUAUGGAUGGAUUUUCGGAAAUAGAAGUCUAACUUUUGGUAGUUCAGAUCAGUUUGAUAUUAUUAUAAAGUUUCAACUAUUAUAUCCGGAAAUAGCUGAUGAUGGUGAAAUACUAUUUGAAUUUGGUUUUACUACAUUAAAAGUUCUUUUACUUUCUGAUUGUCCAAUUAUUGUUGUCAGAGGUCAAAGAUGUGAUGAGGGACUAGGAAUAUGUCUGUAUGUACUAGAAAAUGUAUUUAAAAGACUGGAAAGCGAUAUAUUUGAACGAGAUUCAGAAUAUGUACGAGGGCAGCUGACACUGGAACUUCAUAAAUCACAUUUUGUUCUUAUGUCAAACCGUAAAAUUAUCCAUAUAUCAGAGAUGCUCAAUAUUUCUAAUAAUGUAAAACUUUGGCCAGUUUUUACAUUCUACAAUACACACCUUAUCAAUAUAUCACAAACAAUUUUUUCUGAAGAUAAGAUGAGCUUCGACAGAACAACAGUUGAUCCGCAUUAUUUUAUUUCUGAGGACAAUAACACUAUUUCAAAUUGUAAAUUGCGACCCAACAAGAUAUGUCGUUCGUAUUCUGAUUUUGGCCUAAUUUGUUUUCAAUUUGCAUUCUACCUUUCUUGUGCAGUUCUUACCUGUUUUUUCAUUUUCACGAGAGUCGUUUAAUCUGUUCAUUAACCGAUUGCACUAUAUUUCUUAUCGAGACCAUGUUACUAAGUUUGGAUUAUUAAGGCAAGUAUUUCAUGUCAGGCAGAAGAUGCCGCGCCUGCCGACGGACUCUGUCUCGUUUUGUUGGUUCUGACAAUUUUCUCACUCUGUUAAUCUUGGUUUGUUAAUUGAAAAUUAAUUGAGGAUAUUCAAUCAUCGAUCCUGGUACAAUAGUUCCCUUAAAUGAUACACGUUAUGGUCUUCUAUGAAGAAAUCAGACUUCCUAUUACCAUUUAUUUAAAGAUCUAAUCAAAAUAUACAUUCCUCAUUUAUUAGUUACCUCAACAUUUGCACAGUUACAUUUUUUGGGAGCUGUACAUUUAUAGAUGAAAUGUAUUUUUUGAUUUAAGCUAGUUCGCAGAUGACAUCCUCCGUUACUAAUAGUCUUCCAAGCAGAGGUACCGACCCAGGUAUAAUUUAGAUAAAAUGAAAUUAAUUCCUCACGCCCAAAGGCCGCUACUGGAAUACUUCUUUUAUAAUCUUACAUUAUACACAUGUUAUUUUAUUUUGAGAAUUUAAUAUUGAUGAAUACCAGUUGCAAAAAAACUACAUUUACAUCAUUGUACUUUGGUCAAUGGAUAGAUGUAUCAUCGGUAAUCAUAACACAACUCCUUGUUUUCAUACAAAAAGAAACAAACAUGGGAAGUCUAAAUAGUUUGGUAAGCAUCCAUUUUUGGGAUAAUCUCUUUAUUUUUACAUAGAUAAUUUGGUAAGCAUGUCCACUAACCUAUAUGUGUUGCGAAUCUAUAAUCUUUAGCAUAAAUGAUGAUUUUAUAGUGGAUUUGUAUGGGGUAUCUUUUUUUUUUUAAAUAAGAGGCGGCAUAUACCAAUUGGAGGAAUCAAAACUCGUCAAUUAGAAAGACUGAUAAAAUCAUGACAAAAAAGACAAACAACUCUGUACAAAACACUAAAACAUACGAACCACAUCUUAGUGCAAGUUAUUUAAAAUACUUAUGAUACCUAGCUUAUAGUUUCGUUGUGUUUACAUAUACUUAUAGAAGAAAUUUCAUAUGAAACUGAAAAGGGUUUAAUGCUUAAUGCUUUAAUUACCUUAGUAAGAUAAUGUAUUUUUGAUAGAUUCUUACCUUACAUUUGUGUAGAAAAUAUUUUUUCUUUAUUUACAUUACUUGUAUGAUGAAUACUAUCAAAAUAGAAAGAAAAUAUAGGAAUUUUAGAUUUGAAUGUUGUUGUGUGUAUCUAUGUGUGAUUUCUUUUACAUUGAUUAAAGGGAUUUAAUGUGUUUA
Messenger RNA from Mytilus californianus (California mussel), 2533 nucleotides. RefSeq lists its product as uncharacterized. Bases 186 to 1247 code for a protein of 353 amino acids. The record is from RefSeq and is a predicted model, not a curated record. NCBI's taxonomy places the organism in Eukaryota, Metazoa, Mollusca, Bivalvia, Mytilida, Mytilidae. The transcript is spliced from 5 exons.